Molecule: messenger RNA, 1197 nt
Organism: Mesocricetus auratus (golden hamster)
Lineage: Eukaryota; Metazoa; Chordata; Mammalia; Rodentia; Cricetidae
Gene: Ascl4
Product: achaete-scute family bHLH transcription factor 4
Exons: 1
Coding region: 1-435 (144 amino acids)
Biological process (GO): regulation of transcription by RNA polymerase II; developmental process
Molecular function (GO): protein dimerization activity; DNA-binding transcription factor activity, RNA polymerase II-specific; RNA polymerase II transcription regulatory region sequence-specific DNA binding
Source: RefSeq, a predicted model, not a curated record
AUGGAGAAACGCAAACCGGCGGGACUGCUGGCUCUGCCGUCCCCGCUACGGACGCCGCCGCUGGGCGCGCUGCCCCGGAGGGAGCCCGGCAGGACCUCCGCGCGCCUGGCCGCCGAGGACAGCGCGCGGAGGCCGCCCUGCCCGUCCUUGUCGCUGGGGGGCGUCGGCGAGCCCGCCUCUCUGCGCCAGCGCAACGAGCGCGAGCGGCAGCGCGUGCGCUGCGUGAACGAGGGCUACGCGCGCCUCCGCCAGCACCUGCCGCGCGAGCUGGCCGGCCCGCGGCUCAGCAAGGUGGAGACGCUGCGCGCCGCCAUCAGCUACAUCAAUCACCUGCAGGAGCUGCUGGAGCGCCACCGGCGGGACUGCAACAGCGACGGCGAGUCCAAAGCGUCCUCCGGGGCCUCGCCCUGCAGCGAGCCGGAGGAGCGCGGCUAGCAGGGCCCUUGCCCUCCAGGUUUUCAUGGUAACCGGUUUCUUCUCUGGCCCCAAAGCUUAAGAAUUAAGUGCUUCUGGAAUGGGGAAGAGGGUGUUUUAAUGUUUGGAGAUUAUCCCCCUUCCACAUUUGUCGGUUCCGAACCUGCAACUUAGGAAUGCUUGAGGAAACUUGUUUCUUCUGAAAUACACAAGGACCGUCCCAGAUCGAUGUGGUGAUUUUAAAAACACAAAGGGCUGUAACAGUUAAACCUUAGCCAGAGAAGAAAACCACGCGCGUAUACACACACACACACACACACACACACACACACACACACACGGGCAGUCCUUCAUGUGAGAGGAACAUUCUCGCGCAUUUCUUCCCUUUGGGACUUUACUGGAAAUGCCAUCGCCCCACUCUGGGUGAAGGUGGCUAAGAUGACCUCCAUAACAACAUCUCUGGAGAAUAUGCUAGACCUGAACGUAGGCUUGCUGACUGUGAAUGGCCAUGCUAAAAAUAAAAAGGACGUUAUUGUUUGAUAUAUACUGCUCUGCGGCAAGAAGUCGUUUGGAAACUUUAACAGGUGAUAAAGUGUCUCGAUGUUAAUAAUCUUUUUGGAGCUCUAGACGGCCACCUUCCCUCUUCGUUUCUCCCCACUGUUUCUCUUGCUCCUUCUUUGCAUAGUCUGUAAAAUUUUCACCCCGUUGAAUUUUCUGUUGGAAAAUUGGCACUGAUUUGAAAAAUAAAAAGCAAAUAUGCUUUGUUUCGAUGUUUGAGCUAAA